AUGUCCGUCGAAAAGCUGGACUUACUGUGGAUGGGACAGUCUGCGAUGACCUUUGAGAGCUUUUUUCUGCCGCUCAUGAAGGGAUUCGACGAGAUGCCUCCAGGUCAAACUCCUGCCCCAGCACAUGACCCCUCGACCUCAGCACAUGGCCAUCGUGCUCAGAGUGUGAUCUCUCAGCAUCAGCAACCGAGUCCGGUGGAUUUGCCGGAAGAAGAUCUGGACUGUACAUGCAAGGAUUGUCUGAAAUUCGCUGCCUUCACUGAAGAUCUAGCAGCUAAGAGCGUUAAGUUCUACUUUAGCACUGAGGGUUCGGCUGGUGUUACUGCGUAG
This is a messenger RNA of Pseudogymnoascus destructans, 330 nucleotides long. RefSeq lists its product as uncharacterized. The transcript is spliced from 2 exons. NCBI's taxonomy places the organism in Eukaryota, Fungi, Ascomycota, Leotiomycetes, Thelebolales, Thelebolaceae. Bases 1 to 330 code for a protein of 109 amino acids. The record is from RefSeq and is a predicted model, not a curated record.